AUGGUUUUACCACAAGGAACUCUACAGAAUCGUAAAAACAAAAAGUCUAAUGGAAUUGAUACUACCGGAAGAAAACAUAUAUUUACAAUAAGAGGAACCUCUUAUCCCCAAUUACGACGAGCAAGCAAUGCCAAAAAAUCAACAAAUUGUAAAUAUUGCGAUAAAAAUGACAACUACAUAGAUAUCCUUGAAGCUCGUUUAAAAGACAUAGAUAAAGUUGUCGAUAAUUUAGCCGAAAUUAUUUCAAGGAACAGCAACUCUGAUUUGAAUAAAAAUUAUCUUUCAUCAAGUUUACAUCUUUCAACAAUU
Messenger RNA from Ambispora gerdemannii, 309 nucleotides. Lineage: Eukaryota; Fungi; Glomeromycota; Glomeromycetes; Archaeosporales; Ambisporaceae. The record is from the annotation of a GenBank genome assembly.